AUGGGGCACAAUUGCCAUGGCUCCACGACCCGCGACGGGUGCGUCAUUGCGGACUCCUACAUCAAGCUCGACACGGGAUCCCAAGCGGCAUUCCAGAACACGUUCAACGAGUCAGUCGGCGUGUGGAUCUCCUGCCUGUUCAUGCGCGCGUCGAUGCAGGGAGCUGCUGCCAAGGACGUGGGCUCGGGCGCGGUUGACGUGGUCGUGGUGUGGAAUGCGAGAUGA
Messenger RNA from Heterobasidion irregulare TC 32-1, 225 nucleotides. RefSeq lists its product as uncharacterized. Bases 1 to 225 code for a protein of 74 amino acids. The transcript has 3 exons. The record is from RefSeq and is a predicted model, not a curated record. NCBI's taxonomy places the organism in Eukaryota, Fungi, Basidiomycota, Agaricomycetes, Russulales, Bondarzewiaceae.